AUGAAGUCAAACUGCGUGAAUCUUGACAGGUUUCUGGAGGAGUUUGGCCACCUGGAGCAGAAAAUCACGGAGGUUAACGGCAAAAACAGCAUGUUGGAGAUCAUGCUGGAGGACGCCAACAGACUUCUGAAAUUCAGCCUGAGCAAAGAGAAGAGUCUGAUUGAAGAGAAAAGCAGCCUCCUCGCCACCGCAGACAGACUUCAGCAGACUGUGCAGGAGCAGUGCAACCUCAGAGUGGAGAACGACAGACUGAAGAAGGACAUAACAGAUCUGAAGCAGCAGAAUGAGAGAACAGCGGCGGUUGGAGAGGCUGAAGUUCAGCAGCUGCUCGGCAAACUGAGAGCCGAAGAAGAGCGCCACCAGAGGGAGCUAGAGGCUGUGAGACGGCAGUGCCAGCGAGAGGUGGAUGACGCACACAGGGAGCGUUUCAAUCAGCUGGAGGCUAAAGAUGCCGAAGCAAAGAAGCUGCUGGAGCAAAAAGACGUGGAUCUGGAGGAGCUGAAGAAGAAGCUGAAGGAUCAAGAGAAGGAGAAGCAGAGCGAGCUGCUGAAGUUACAGAUGGAGUUUGGUGCGAAGUUAGCCAGAGUUCAGAGCACAGCUCAGUUCAACCAGCAGCAGCAGCAGCAGCAGCAGCAGCGUGGGUCCAACCCUCUGCCACAGAGCGUCUUCAAGAGGAAGCUGCAGUUCUUCCAGGAGGAGAAGAACAAGGAGAUUGCAGCUCUGCGUCAGAGAAUCACAGAGCUGGAGGAGAGUCAGCGCGUCGGCAGCUUCGCCGACGGCCGUCUGAAGAGGAGGAAGUUCUAG
Molecule: messenger RNA, 804 nt
Organism: Stegastes partitus (bicolor damselfish)
Lineage: Eukaryota; Metazoa; Chordata; Actinopteri; Pomacentridae
Gene: ccdc152
Product: coiled-coil domain containing 152
Exons: 8
Coding region: 1-804 (267 amino acids)
Source: RefSeq, a predicted model, not a curated record